AUGCCCUUCAGAAAGAUAUUUCGGAUGACUACGUUCUUAAGAGAGAUUAUGUUGCAAGCUGCAGAAACACGAAAGAUGUUUCAAUCGAGUGCUCAAUUGGAUGGGUUCGACAUCGACUUAGGCCAAGCAUCGCACGCUCAAUGGAUGCCUUCUAAUGUCACUCUAAGAAAGUGGAAUAUGUUUGAGGACGUGCCAUCCGACCUCAUCGAUGUUAAGUAUGAAUACCCUUUGGUUUCAAACCGUGCUGUCCUAAAUUUAUCUUUUCCUGUAGAGCCCGGAGGUUAUCUGCAAUGGGACGAAGUUGACCAAAUGGGUAAACAAAUUGUCAAGGUUUCAAAGGAAACUAGAUCAGACGGGAUCAAUAAAAUGUUUCGUGUUGAUAUCCCAGAAGGAGUAAAAGGUUCUGACGAUUGGCAAAGAGAUCUUUCGAGCAUGCUCGCAUCCGAAGGAUUUAAUUCCGUUCAGCGAUAUCAGUUCGACCCACCAGCAACGACUGUCCGCUAUUGGCAUGAUAUCCUUGCCUGGGAUGAGUUCUUGACAAAUACACUUGGACCCAAAGCCCAACAGGCUUUGGUAGUAGCUGAUGAAGGAUCGCAUGAGGCCCGGAAUGGGGCUGCAAUUUCGAUGCCAAUCCUAGUUUGGGUAGCUCAAGCAUGUUAA
Molecule: messenger RNA, 660 nt
Organism: Sclerotinia sclerotiorum 1980 UF-70
Lineage: Eukaryota; Fungi; Ascomycota; Leotiomycetes; Helotiales; Sclerotiniaceae
Exons: 5
Coding region: 1-660 (219 amino acids)
Source: RefSeq, a predicted model, not a curated record